UCAGCGGCAAAACCCCCCACACACAACACACACUCUAUACUGUAAUUACUACAGAAAAAUCAAAGAAAAGAAAAAAACAAAAAAAAAAAUGAAGGACAAAGCAGCGGAUCGUUCGGUGGAGGAUCGGUACACACAGUGGAAAUCCCUAGUUCCCGUUCUCUAUGAUUGGCUGGCUAAUCACAACCUCGUUUGGCCUUCCCUCUCUUGCCGAUGGGGGCCUCAAGUGGAACAAGCUACUUACAAAAACCGUCAGCGUCUAUACCUUUCCGAACAGACGGAUGGUAGUGUUCCAAAUACACUCGUCAUAGCAAAUGUUGAAGUUGUGAAAGCUAGGGUUGCAGCGGCGGAGCACAUAUCACAGUUCAAUGAAGAAUCACGUUCACCUUUCGUGAAGAAGUACAAGACCAUCAUUCAUCCAGGCGAGGUGAAUCGGAUAAGGGAACUGCCACAGAAUAGCAACAUUGUGGCUACCCACACUGACAGUCCUGAUGUUCUGAUUUGGGAUGUAGAGAAUCAAACAAAUCGCCAACCUGUUUUGGGUGCUACACCUUCUCGUCCCGAUCUGAUACUAACUGGACAUCAAGAUAAUGCUGAAUUUGCACUAGCAAUGUCUCCCACAGAACCCUUUGUGCUCUCUGGAGGUAAGGAUAAGUCUGUGGUUUUGUGGAGCAUCCACGACCAUAUAUCAUCUUUGGCUACAGAUUCGGGAACUCAAAAGUCUCCAGGAUCCAAUGGUAAAUCUGGAAACGGCUCAACUGUUCAAGCAAGAGGGAUUUUCCAAGGGCAUGAAGAUACUGUUGAGGAUGUCCAGUUUAACCCAUCAAGUGCACAGGAGUUCUGUAGUGUUGGUGAUGAUUCUUGUCUUAUACUGUGGGAUGCAAGAACCGGCUCUUCUCCUGCUGUUAAGGUUGAGAAGGCUCACGAUGCCGAUCUUCAUUGUGUUGAUUGGAAUCCAAACGAUGUAAAUCUAAUUUUGACAGGAUCUGCUGAUAAUACCGUUCGAAUGUAUGAUCGUCGAAAUCUUACUUCCGGGGGAAUUGGAUCCCCUGUUCACAUAUUUGAAGGCCACUCAGCUGCUGUCUUAUGUGUCCAGUGGUCUCCGGCUAAGGCAUCUGUCUUUGGCAGUGCUGCAGAGGAUGGUGUCUUGAAUAUCUGGGAUCACGGGAAGAUCGGCAAGGAGGAGAACGGUGCUGGAGCAGAAAAUUCUAAUUACCCACCAGGCUUAUUUUUCCGACACGCUGGGCACAGGGAUAAGGUGGUUGACUUUCACUGGAAUUCAGCCGAUCCUUGGACUAUUGUUAGUGUGUCUGAAGACGGAGAGAAGACCGGUGGAGGAGGCACACUCCAGAUAUGGCGAAUGAUCGACCUGAUUUACCGGUCUGAAGAGGAGGUGAUAGAGGAGUUGGAUAAGUUCAAAUCUCAUCUGCUGACAUGUUCUGGUUCUUCUUGAUAGUUUCGCAUUUUGUGGGGGUGCUGUCAGCUGUGCUGUUGUAUGUUACUUUAGCAAAACCCGUUGUGCUUUGUCCAUUGACGACAAAUAUUAGCUUUUACACGAUCUUUUGAUUUUGACGUCAACAAAAGCUUAUUUAUGUUCAACAUUUAGCCCCAAAUUUUAAGCUCAAACCCAAUAUUAUUGAUCUAAAUUUAACUAUUAUGUCUUAACUCUUAAGUAUAAAUAUUAAAUACCACUUAACC
Molecule: messenger RNA, 1695 nt
Organism: Erythranthe guttata (spotted monkey flower)
Lineage: Eukaryota; Viridiplantae; Streptophyta; Magnoliopsida; Lamiales; Phrymaceae
Product: WD-40 repeat-containing protein MSI4
Molecular function (GO): protein binding
Source: RefSeq, a predicted model, not a curated record